AUGGCCCGCGUGCGACACAACAUAGCUCGACUAUUCUUUGCGGGCGAAGCAGGUGAUGAGAAGAGAAGAGAGCUCGUGGUGGACCUCAAGACGCCACGUUUCUUGCCACCUUCCGACCAGGCAAUGUCGCUGCCAGAUCACCUUAAUGAGGAUCAGCAUGCUGCGAUGCGACACGUGCUCAGGGCGCAGGACUACGCUCUGUUGGUUGGCAUGCCAGGCACAGGAAAGACAACGACAAUCUCGGAGCUCAUCCGUUUGCUUGUUUCGCGCGGCAAGACGGUGCUGCUAGCUAGCUACACUCAUAGCGCUGUGGACACCAUCUGCAAGAAGCUGAUUCGCUCGAACAGUGCCGAUGAAGAGGCUACCUCUUCCGUGGAUCUGCUCCGGCUUGGUGACAAGUCGAGAAUAGACUCCGCCAUCCACCCCUACGUGCUUGCGGACUCGGCCAACGUGGAAGAUUUUGAGGCUAAGCUCUUGAAGCCGAAUGUCGUCGCUACGACCUGCUUGUCGGUCGGUCACACCCUCUUUGCCAAACGAAGCUUCGACUACUGCAUCGUCGACGAGGCUAGUCAGGUCACCCUUCCAACGUGUCUUGGUCCUUUGAAAUUUGCACAGAUCUUUGUUCUUGUCGGCGAUCCUCAACAGCUACCACCGCUCGUACGGAACAUGGACGCCAGGCAUGGAGGACUCGACGUCAGCUUAUUCAACCGGCUGGCUGAAGCUCAUCCGACCAGCCAAGUCUACCUCACCCGCCAGUACCGGAUGA
Ceraceosorus bombacis is the source of this 766-nucleotide messenger RNA. The record is from the annotation of a GenBank genome assembly. NCBI's taxonomy places the organism in Eukaryota, Fungi, Basidiomycota, Exobasidiomycetes, Ceraceosorales, Ceraceosoraceae.